This is a messenger RNA of Acanthaster planci (crown-of-thorns starfish), 9705 nucleotides long. RefSeq lists its product as uncharacterized. Gene Ontology annotation, biological process: proteolysis; peptide catabolic process. Gene Ontology annotation, molecular function: zinc ion binding; peptide binding; metalloaminopeptidase activity. Gene Ontology annotation, cellular component: cytoplasm; membrane. The record is from RefSeq and is a predicted model, not a curated record. NCBI's taxonomy places the organism in Eukaryota, Metazoa, Echinodermata, Asteroidea, Valvatida, Acanthasteridae.
GGAUGCCAGGUUGAUGUUAACCACAAGGGGUUAAAGUUUGAAGCGGUACACUCGUACGACAUUUCAAGUAUUUACAACCAAUAAAACACCACAUCUACGCGACGUCGUUCAGAGACCACCAGGUGUUCGUUGAGCGCAGCGUGGGUCUCCUCUACACCCCUUCUGAACCGACAAAUGUACAGUACGUGAUGUAGUGCACACAAAUCAUCAUGGGGAAGUACUUGGUCACUAAACAAGCGGCAGUCUUUCUGCUCUUGGCGUUUUUGUUAACGGCAACGUUGGUUGGACUUAUGUGUGGUUUGCUACCAAAAUGCGAAGACGUAACAGAAUUUGUUCCUACUCCCAGUCCUGUCAAGAAGCAGUGGGAAUUUACUCGCCUUCCAGAGACUAUAAGACCCAUCUCAUACGAUCUCAUGGUCAGAACUGAUCUCACUAACUCCCAUUUCACCGGUUCUGUUGGUGUCUUGGUGGAAUGCCUAGAAGCCACCGACCUCAUACUGAUUCACAGUAAGGACUUAGUCAUCACAGAAGGGAAGACAACCUUAACGCGGCAGGGUAACGGGGCUGAUGCCCCCAAAUUGGCUAAAGAUACCUGGCUGUAUGCCAUCAACCAGUUCGCUGUAAUCGAGCUGAACGGCAAGCUGGAGAAAGGAGCACGAUACAGGUUGUACCUGGAGUUUGAGGGACCGUUGAAGAAUGAUCUACUGGGUUAUUACAAGAUGUCGUACAAGACGGCCUCCGGAGAAGAAAAAUAUUUAGCGAGUACAUUUUUCGAUCCGGUUGACGCCCGUAAGGCCUUUCCAUGUUUCGACGAGCCUGCCUUAAAGGCAACCUUCACAAUAACACUGGAGCACGAGCCCCAGUACGAAGCCAUAGCCAACAUGCCCAAAACUGGUCCAGACACAACACUUGGGGAUGGAUGGAUCAGAGCGACUUUUGAUGAGAGUGUUGUCAUGCCAACAUACCUUGUAUGCUACGUUGUCAGUGAGUUCGAGGCCAGGUUUAAAGACACAACCAAUGGCGUGAAGUUUGGAGUUUGGGCUCAAGAAGAUUUCAUCGAUCAAGUUGACUAUGCGCUGGAAAAGGGGGCGGCCAUAUUGGAUUUUUUUGAUGACUUGUACGGAGAGAAGAAUAAAUAUCCACUGCCUAAAAUGGACAUGAUCGCCUUGCCAGACUUUACAGCUGGUGCUAUGGAGAACUGGGGCCUGAUUACCUAUCGUGAAAGUGCCCUCUUGUACAAGGAUGGAGUGUCAUCAGAAAGUCAAAAGCAACGAGUUUGUACGAUUAUUGCUCACGAGUUGGCUCAUCAGUGGUUUGGAAACUUGGUGACAAUGAAAUGGUGGGACCAUCUGUGGUUGAAUGAAGGCUUUGCAAGUUAUGUCGAGUAUGUUGGAACUGUGGCGGUUGAACCAGAUUGGAGAAUGUGGGACAAAUUUAUUUUGUAUGACCUCCAUCGUGCCAUGGCAACGGAUGCAUUGGUAACUUCUAGACCAAUAAUCACUGAGGUCUUAACUCCCUCGGAGAUCAACAGCAUGUUUGACAGGAUCUCAUAUCAGAAGGGUUCCUCCGUUCUGCGUAUGAUGAAUCAUUUCCUUGGAGAGUCAACUUUCACCAAAGGACUUAAGUACUAUGUUGAAGCCCUCCAGUAUGGCAGUGCUGAAAAUAGUGACCUGUGGUUCCAUCUUGACAAGGCCAUACAAAAAGACAACAUAGAUCUUGGAGGGCUCAACUUAGCAACCAUUAUGGACACCUGGACACUCCAGAUGGGAUUUCCGUUCAUCAAAGUUGAGAGAACAUACAAUGGUGCCCGCCAAAUCACAGCUAGAGUAGAGCAGCAACGUUUCCUGUCGGAUCCCGAUUCAGACCCAUCAACAGACCACCCAGAUUUGGGUUACAAGUGGUAUGUACCAGUGACAUACACCACUGCAAGCAGCCCAGACUUUGAUUCACCAAGAAGCAUGUGGCUGAAACCACAAGAUGAGUUUGGUACCUUGCAGCUUUCAGGUGGCAGUGAUGAUGACUGGUUGUUGGUGAACAUCAACCAGAGAGGAAUGUAUCGUGUCAACUAUGAUGAUAAGAACUGGCAGUUGAUUAAGAUGCAGUUGGAAAGUGUACAUACGGCGAUUCCAACUGCUAGCCGAGCUGCUCUCAUUAGUGAUGUAUUUAGCUUAGCCAUGGCUAGAGAGAUCAGUCACCGCACUGCUCUGGACAUAACCAGUUACUUGAAAGAAGAGAGGGACUAUGUCCCAUGGUAUGCUGUGGACAGUGCCCUUGGCUAUAUCGAACGGAACAUCCGGAGGAAAGGUGCUUUUGGAAACUUCCAGAAAUACAUGAGAGAACAGAUAACGCCAAUGUACGAGUAUACAGGAUGGAAAAAUGAAGGGGACCAUCUGAAAAGCUUAAGCCGUGGACGUGCCAUAAAUAUGGCGUGUCGUUAUGGAAAUGAGGAUUGUGUACAAACAUCAGUCAACCUGUAUGCACAGUGGAUGAACAACAUUGGCCAAAACCUCAUCCCUGGUAUCCAUCCAGACAUGCAAGCCACAGCAUUCUGUACAGCCAUCGCAGAAGGAGAUCAGAAUGAGUGGUACUUUGCUUUUGAACGCUACCAGAACCCUAACACAAGUACGUCAGUCAAGUCAGCUUUACUGACAGCAAUGGCAUGUAGCAAGAAACCAUGGAUUCUUAGCACGUAUUUGAAAAGCAGCCUGGAUAGUAGCAUCAUUCGAUCUCAAGACAGAGAGGAUGUAGUCACAGCAGUUGCUGGAAAUCCUGUUGGCUUGCCUCUUGCUUGGGACUUCUUUCGAGCAAACUGGGACUUCUUUCGAGAGGAGUAUGGAGAUACUGUCUUCCUUCUAGACUCACUUAUAAGUGGGAUAACAUCCAAUUUCAACACGGAAUUCGAGCUUCAAAUGCUGAAGCAAUUCAUGGAGGAUCAUCCAGAUCAAGGCACAGGAGCACGGGCAUUUGCUGAAGCUGUAGCUGUUAUUGAAGCUAAUAUAAGAUGGGUGGAGCAAUUUUACGAUGAAGUAGAAGGCUGGUUGACAGAAACGGUGAACACCCCUAAAGUGUGGGAGGAGAUUCGUCUUCCCCUGUCUCUGAUACCAGAGCAUUACGACCUGACAAUUAGAACAGACUUGACUGAGUUUGUCUUCAAUGGAACAGUAGAUAUCCUCUUUGAAUGUAAGGAGAAGACAAGUAUUGUCCUGCUUCACAGCAAAAGUCUCAACUUCACUGAAGGAGUGACUGAAAUAACACGAAUCAACGAUGGCCCAACACCAACUAGAACCAAGGAACCAUGGAUCUAUGAGCCUCAUGAUUUUGUCGUUGUGGAGUUAAAUUCCUAUUUAACAGUUGGAGAAAAGUACAACCUACACAUGGAAUUUCAGGGGCCCCUGGAGGCUGAUCUGCGAGGCUACUACCGGAUGAGUUACACCACCAAAGCUGGAGAAGAAAAGUUCCUGGCAAGCACCUUCUUUGACCCAGUUGAUGCCCGGAAGGCUUUCCCAUGCUUUGAUGAACCUGAUCUAAAAGCUACCUUUAGUAUCAUCUUGGAACAUCAGCCCCGAUACCAUGCUUUAGCCAACAUGCCCAAGAGUCUUCCAGAUAAGGUUCUGGAAGAUGGCUGGGUCAGAGCAACUUUUGAGAAGAGUGUUAUCAUGUCAACAUACCUUGUGUGCUACGUUGUCAGUGAGUUUGUAUCCGUCAACAUGACCACAGAACAUGGUGUUAGCUUUGCUGUCUGGACCCAGGAAGAUUUCAUUGAUCAGGCAGAUUAUGCUCUUCAAGUUGGUGCCGAUAUUUUGGAUCACUAUGAUCACCUUUAUGGAAUGGAUAUCAAGUACCCAUUACCAAAAAUGGACAUGAUCGCCUUGCUAGACUUCACGGCUGGUGCUAUGGAGAACUGGGGCCUGAUUACCUAUCGUGAAAGUGCCCUCUUGUACAAGGAUGGAGUGUCAUCAGAAAGUCAGAAGCAACGAGUUUGUACCAUCGUUGCUCAUGAGUUGGCGCAUCAGUGGUUUGGAAACCUAGUCACCAUGAAAUGGUGGGACUACAUCUGGUUGAAUGAGGGAUUUGCCAGCUAUGUUGAAUAUGUUGGCACAGAGCAAGUAGAGCCAGACUUCGAAAUUUGGGACAAAUUUGUAGUGUACGAUCUGCAGAGGUCCAUGGCAACUGAUGCUCUCAUAACUUCAAGACCAAUUGUUAUUCCAGUUUCUACACCAUCAGAAAUCAACUCCAUGUUUGAUACAAUCUCUUACAAUAAGGGUGCUUCCAUUCUACGUAUGAUGAGAUAUUUCCUUGGUGAAAGCACAUUCACAAAAGGACUUAAGUAUUACCUGAAAGACAGGCAGAACAAUACAGCAGAAAACAGUGAUUUGUGGCGCAACUUGCAAAGGGCAGUAAAAGAGGACAAUGUUGACUUUGGGUCUGGUCUUACUGUGGAAACCAUCAUGAGGACUUGGACACGACAGAUGGGCUUUCCAACUGUUACUGUAACCAGAUUAUAUGGUGGAGAAGCAAAUAAGAUUAAGGCUAUGGCAACACAGAAAAGAUUCCUGACAGAUCCUGCAUCUGAUACUGGUUCAUCUGCGUAUCCAGACUUGGGAUAUAAAUGGUAUGUACCACUUACAUAUACCACAGGACAAAAUCCAGAUUUCGACACACCAAGCGCCAUGUGGCUGUUGACUACAGAAAAUGCUAAUAUUGAAACGGCUGGUGAUGAUAGUGACUGGCUUUUAGUCAACACUAAUGAGAGGGGAUUCUACCGUGUUAACUAUGAUGAAACCAACUGGAAACUCCUGUCGCGACAACUGAUGAAUAAUCACACGAUGAUAUCUACAACCAGUCGCUCAGCUCUCAUUAGCGAUGCCUUCAGCUUAGCAAGGGCAGGUGACCUAAGUCAGGCUAAGGCUCUGGAUCUGACAAGUUACUUGAGAGAAGAGAGAGAUUAUGUUCCAUGGUAUACAGUAGAUAGUGUCCUCGGAUACAUCUAUGACAACCUGGCUCUUACAGCAGCCAAUGCUUCAUAUGAGACUUACAUGAGGGCACAAAUUGAGCCAAUGUAUCAGUAUGUUGGAUGGGCCAACACUGGAAACCAUCUCCAGAAAUUAAGUCGUGCACGUGCCAUUAACAUGGCUUGUGGCUAUGGGCUUGAAGACUGUAGGACAGAGGCUUCUACUCGAUAUGCAGACUGGAUGACAGAUAUGAUCACCAACAAGGUAGAAGCUGAUCUUCAGUACAUCGUGUUCUGCACUGGCAUUGCUGAUGGUGGAGAAACUGAAUGGCAGUUUGCCUUCGACCUUUACACUAACGGCAACACAGAUACUUCACUUAAGUCCAACCUCCAAUCUGCCAUGGCUUGUAGCAAGGACAUCAACAUUCUUAGCAGAUACCUUGCCGCCGUACUCAACACAAGCCAAAUCCGUGAACAGGAUGGGAAGGAUGUAGUCGUAGCCGUUGCGUCUAAUCCUGCUGGCACUAAUCUGGCCUGGGAUUUCUUUAGAAACAACUGGGCUUACUUCAGGAAGGCGUAUGGCAAUACCGUUUUCUUAUUCGAUAGCCUCAUUAAAGGAGUGACAACCCACUUUAAUACCCUUGAAAGUCUUAAAGAGGUUGAGCAGUUCAUGGAAGCACAUCCAGACCAAGGUACAGGGGCAUGGGCAUUCAUUCAGUCGGUUGCUGAAAUUAAAGCCAAUAUUAGAUGGAUGGAAGAAAACUUUGUAGAAGUUACAGAAUGGCUAGACAAUGCCAGCAAGGAACCGUGGGAGAGGAUUCGCCUUCCAGAUGCCAUCUUGCCUAUCUCAUAUGACCUCAAAGUCCGAACAGACCUGACCAAUUUUGCCUUCAAUGGCUCCGUGGAUAUUUUAAUUGAGUGCUUUGAGAAGACAGACGUCAUUCUUGUACACAAUAGGAACUUAACAAUCCCUGAUGGUACAACUACCCUUACGCGGGAGGAUGGUGGAACUGCCCCAGGAUAUAAGGUGGAACCCUGGUUGUAUGCUGAGACUGAAUUCAUUGUGAUUCAGUUAGAUGCUUUACUGGAGGUUGGGGCCAAAUAUCGCCUGCAUAUUGAGUUUAAUAAUGCCUUACGUAAUGACCUGGGAGGCUACUACUUGAGUAGCUACAACCCAAAGUCUGGAGGAACGAGGUAUUUGGCAAGUACUUUCUUUGACCCAGUGGAUGCCCGCAAGGCUUUUCCAUGUUUUGAUGAGCCUGACAUGAAAGCCACCUUCAACAUAACCUUGGAGUAUGAGCCCCAGUACCAUGCCUUAGCCAACAUGCCUAUGAAAGGAUCACCAGAGACACUUGAUGGUGGAUGGAUGCGAGCAACUUUUGAAGAGAGUGUCAUCAUGUCAACAUAUCUUGUCUGCUACAUAGUUAGUGAUUUCAAAGCAAAGUUUAUGACCACACAAAAUGAUGUUGAGUUUGGUGUUUGGGCCCAAGAGGAUUUCAUCAACCAAACAGACUAUGCUUUACAGAGGGGAGUGGAAAUUCUUGACUACUUUGAUGGGUUGUAUGGAUUAGAAAUCAAGUACCCCUUGACUAAAUUGGAUAUGAUUGCUCUGCCAGACUUCAGCGCUGGUGCAAUGGAGAAUUGGGGUCUAAUAACUUACCGUGAAGCUCGACUCUUGUAUGAAGAGGGAGUGUCGUCUGAAAGUCGAAAGCAGAGUGUCUGUACUGUCAUUGCUCAUGAGUUAGCUCAUCAGUGGUUUGGUAAUCUUGUGACAACAAAAUGGUGGGAUUACUUGUGGUUGAAUGAAGGCUUUGCAAGCUGGGUGGAAUAUAUUGGUACACACCAAGUUGAGGGAGAUGACUGGGCAAUGUGGGACAAGUUUGUGAUUUAUGACCUGAAUCGAGCAAUGGGUGUCGAUGCUUUGACUACCUCACGACCAAUUGUUGCUAAAACGUUGACAACGUCAGAAAUCAAUGAAAUGUUUGACACUAUAACAUACAACAAGGGUGCCUCUGUGUUGCGGAUGGCGAAUGACUUCAUUGGGGAGGAUACCUUUCUGAAAGGUCUUAAGUCUUAUCUGCGAGGCUUGCAGUACAGGGGUGCUGAGAACAGUGAUCUUUGGUAUCAUGUCAACAAGGCAAUGAUGGAGGACGGAGUUGAUCUUGGAGAUGGCAUAACUGACAUAGCCACUGUCAUGGACACAUGGACCAAUCAGAUGGGUUUCCCAGUUGUCAUGGUAACAAGGACAUACUCUGGAGAAACAAACAAGAUCACUGCCUCAGCUACACAGAAGAGAUUCCUGACAGACCCGUCUUCUGACACGACAUCACCGUAUCCAGACCUUGGGUAUGUAUGGCAUGUACCCUUGACUUACACAUCUGGAGUUAAUCCAAACUUUGCCAACCCAGAAAUCCAGUGGAUGAGACCAGAGGAUCAGAUCACUGAUGUCAUCUUAGAUGGUGCUGGUGGUGAUGAUAACUGGCUCUUGGUCAACGUCAAUGAGAGAGGUUUUUACAGCGUGAACUAUGAUGAGAGAAACUGGGCCUUGCUCAGUGCACAGCUGCAGACAAAUCACAUGGCGAUUUCUAUACCAAGUCGCUCAGCCCUCAUCUAUGAUGCCUUCAAUUUAGCAAGGGCAGGGGAUCUCAGCCAGACUAAAGCACUGGAUCUGACAUCUUACUUGGAUAAGGAACAAGAUUAUGUUCCCUGGUAUACUGUUGAUCGCGUCAUGGAUUACAUUGGUGAUAAUUUGGCAUUGGAAGAUGCUAAUGAGGACUUCAUCGAAUACAUGAGGAAGAAAGUCACGCCAAUGUAUAACUAUGUAGGAUGGAAUGAUGAAGAAGACCAUUUGAAAAGGUUGAGUCGUUCAAGAGCCAUCAGUAUGGCGUGUGGAUAUGGCAAUACAGAUUGUAUCAACAAGGCUAAAGAGAUGUAUGCCAACUGGAUGGACAACACUACUAAUACUGUCAUUGAAGCCAAUCUUCAGUCUACAGUGUUCUGUACAGCCAUCUCUGAAGGCGGUCAAUCUGAAUGGGAUGCUGCUUUUGCAGCUUAUACUGAUUCUACCACAAUUUCUUCUCUCAAAGAUGUCUUGGAAUCAGCGAUGGCAUGCAGCAAAGACAAAGCUGUUCUCCAAAUGUAUCUUAGUAAAGUUCUUGAUACCGCAUUGAUACGAUCCCAAGACGGCCAAUCAGUUGUUUCUGCAGUAGCAAGUAAUCCUGCUGGUAGGGCGUUGGCAUGGAACUUCUUUGUUGAAAACUGGUCAUUUUUCCGAGAAACGUAUGGAAAUGGGGUGUUUCUACUGGAUAAUGUUGUUACUGCUGUUACCAAUGACUUCAACACCCAAGCUGAGCUUGACCAGGUGAAACAAUUUAUGGCAGACAACCCUGACCAAGGCACUGGCUCUAGGGCAUUCACCAAGGCUGUGGCUGUGAUCAAUGCCAAUAUCAGAUGGAUGGAUCAAAAUUAUGAAGAAGUUGCUAAGUGGUUGAGACUGAAUGCGUAGGUGAACUUCAACCCAGUGAACAUGAAGCUCAUUGUCGUAAAGUGAAUGAACUAAGUGAGCUUGUACCCAAUCAAGACGAAGCUUACUGUCAUAAACUGAGUGAACUAACUUAGCUUUUGCCAAAUCAACCUGAAGCUCACUGUCAUAAACUGAAUGAAGUGGGCUCAUACCCAAUCAGAAUGAAGCUCACUGUCAUAAACUGAAUGAACUAAGUGAGCUUCUACCAAAUCAACACGAAUACACAAGGCUUACUAUCAUAAACUGAAUAAACUCUGUGAGCUUCCACCCAAUUUAUACAACAUUCACUGUCCUAUACUGAAUGAACUAAGUGAGCUACCCAAUCAACAUGAUGCUUACUGCAAUAGACUUAUAAUGGGUGAGAUUCUACCUAGUCAACACAAAGCUAAUUAUGUUUCAUCUGCAGGUAAAAUAAUUGCAACUGUUUGGUAAAUCUGUUGUUCAAACUUCAUAAAUUGAAUUAAUAAUGUAGCAACACUUCAAAUUGGAGAAUUAGAGGUAUUUAGAUUGGCGAAUUUAUGCCUGUUUUCGCAAAGACAAAAUAUAUAGGCCAAAUGUUGAUGUUUAGAUUGAUUUUUUGGUUGCUUAGAUGAAGGAAAUAUUGCACCUUUGCAUAAUUCAAAUAUUGAAAAUAUGAAAGUUACUGGUUUUUUUCAGUGUUAAUAUUAUAGGCCAUUUGUAGAGUAAAUCAGGUAGAUUUGCCUUCGAACAUAGUUCUAUGUGUAUUAAGGAUCCUCAUUUCAGUUUUCACCAAAAAAUUGUCACCAGGGGUUUUGCUACAGUUAGUGAUUUUCACAUGUAAAAAUUUUUCUUUCUGAUAAAUAUGUUUCAAUAGGAAUAGGUUAAUUCACAUUCCCCUAUAUCUUGGAAUGGCAUAUAUAUCAUAAAUUUUAUAACGGUGUCUUGAUCAUGUUGACUUUUGCAUGAAAGGUUCUUGUUGUUUUGGAAUAACAAUUUCUUGAUGUUAUUUUAGAACACUUGCCUGACCUUUCAGUAUUACUGUGUUUAAUGGUUUUCGGACUUAUUGAUAUACAUGCAAGGCUGAGAGUCAGAUAAGAGAUUUCUGGUAACUUUAGACAGUGCAUUUCAUAUUAGUUUCAAAUUUAUUGCCCCUUAUUCACGAUUAGUUCAUUCACGGUACAUGAUACUUGAAUGUACUUUUGGUUGGAAUUAUCAUACAUAUGAUUUGAAGGCACUCGAAUACAAAUUUGUUGUAGGUUGCUUUUGCAAA